AUGGAUGCCGCCUCUUGCGGAUGGGUGGCGCGGCGCCGUGCCUGCUGGUUGUCUAGCCGCAAAGGGGAUUUGUUGCCACAAAAUACCCCGCCUGAGGAGUGGGGCUGGGCUACAUGUGAGCCCCCAUUCUGCGGACAGUUGCUGUUCAAAGGUUCCAAGCCGGUGCCUCCUAGGGUUUUCUUUGAACAGGGCUUCAAGCCCCUUUGGAGCCCUGGUGAUGUCUUACGGGGGCUUGCCAAGCCCUUCUUUGUUUUUACCCGGGAAUUCUUUCAUCCGCUCGAUCAGUGCCAGGGAUCGUCGGCAGCUGCGGUCCAACGUUUUCAUGCUGACUCCCGCAGAUUCCCAGCUGCAGCAUAUGAAGAGGCUAGCCUCUUGUGGCGCCAAUCCGAGUGGCGGGUGCCGGCACCGGACGAAAGAUCCAUGAUGAUGGGUGAUGGGUAUCCCGCGGGCGUCAACAGCUGGGGUUCAGUUGUCAAUCUCCUGAGGCUUCAGUUUGAUCGUGUUGUCAUUCCGGAGAAUGUGUGGGCACUUACGGGUCAGAAUCUUGAGUGCUGCAACUUGCGGUUGCCCCAGGCCUUUGCAGCUUUCCAGCGUGGCCGGGGCCAGCAGUGGCACCACUUGCCACCGAGACCGUUGCUUGCUCGUGAUCGCGCCGAAAUCUUUGCUGGUAAUUCUGGCCAGCGCUAUGCUUCUGAUACCAGUAAAGGCCUUGAUCACUUGCUCCCUCCAGGACUUGGCAAAUCUGCUCACAUGUCAGAGGCUAUGCGCUUGCCCUCUCCAUUUGCUGCCAAGCCCUGGCCUGAAGCGGACAUCAGCUUCUUGAAUGAGACGUUGCGUGUAGCCCCUGCCAAGAACCCUGCCUUCAUUGCUGUUGUGACUGCCUUGCUGAGAUGGCCAGACCUUACUCAGGCCCAGUCUUUCCUCUUCGGUUUACCCAUAGUGGGUGAUGUGCCUUUCUCAGGGGUCUUUCGCAAUAUCCACGAGGCUGCCCAUGAUGUGGAGGAGCCUUCAGCGUGGCUUGAACGUGAGGGGUCGCAGGUCGUUGAUGACCUCCUCACUGAGGGACCGCCCAAGGAUCAUGAUGUCAUUUUGCGUGGGGAAACCGACAGACUCUUCGGCCAUGGGAAGUGGCGGCCCUUGGAACGCUUCGUCAUUUCCCAGCCGGAUGGCAAGCAAAGGGUCAUCGACAAUGCUCGCAAGACAGGACACAAUGCGCACACACAAAUGCUCGAGACUAUACAUACGGUUAGCGUGGACUUUGUUGCAAGUUGCUCUCGUGAUGCCCUGCAUACGCUCUUUGCGGGCAACCACGACCUGUCUCCACCGGCCUGUGACUGGCUGCUGCUGCUGCGCUUGGGUACAGAUGAUCUUCCAGAUGCUUACCGGGGACAUCCAGUUGCAGAAGAACACUUACGCUUCAGUGUCAUAUCAGUAUGGGUCCCCGGCUGCGGUUGGCGCUUCUCGGUUCUGUGGGGGCUCGCUUAUGGACUUGAGGCUGCAGUUGUGGCAUUCAACCGCUUGCCUCUUCUGGGCAUCGCUGCCUGCCGCCGCAUGGCUUCAUCCUUUUGUGCGGCCUACUUCGAUGAUGAGUUGUCUCUGGAGUUUGUUCGUGAUGCCGAUGUCUCCCAACGGGGGCUGCACUUGGUAUUCGGCUUGAUGGGCUCACCACCUCAACCUGCCAAACGCUUUUGGGCAGCUGCUAAUCGUUGUUAUCUGGGCACAUCUGUUCAUGUCGGUCAGGCAUGCUCCGAGGGCACGAUUCGUGUGCAGCCUAAGACUUCCUCGGUCCAGAAGGUGGUGGCGAAGCUGGGCGCGGCUCUGGAGUCCAAGAGACUGUCCAGAGAUGAAGCGGGCAAACUGCGUGGUGAUGUGCAGUGGCUCUUCGCUAGCUGCCAUGGGGCUUGGGCUCGUUUCGCUGGGCCUGUGCUCCAAAGGUGCCAGUAUGGCGACGAUCCCGUGCUUGCGGAGCGAGAUCUUCUCGUUCUUUCGGCACUCCGCUCCAUGGCGCAGAUGGCUCGGCCAAGGGAUAUCGAAGUUUGGUCGCCACCUCCUCCGUGCAUGCUCAUCUACACGGAUGCUUCCUUUGAAGAUGAUCAGCUUAGACUGGGGUGGGUCAUUUUUGCCCCGCCGCCCUACAAACCUCUGGGCGGUACCUGCGCAGUGCCUCCCCAGGUGGUGCGUGAAUGGCUGCCGCGACGCCAGCAGAUCUUUCCUGGUGAGGCACUUUGUCUGCUCAUUCUGCCGCUGCUGUACCCUCACGUCCUGGAGGGGCAUGACCUGUUGUGGUUCAUCGACAAUGCAGCGGCGGUCUCUGCGGCGGUCAAAGCUGCCAGUGCGCAGGAGGAUGUCUUUGAGAUUGUUCACAUGGCAUGCCUCCUGAGAGCCCGCCUAGGCUGUAGAUCCUGGUUCGAGUGGGUGGGUUCGGAUAGCAACCCCAGUGACGGAUUAUCCAGACUUGGCAUUGCCAACAUCUGGACAUGUGGCCAACCAUGGUGGCUGGAAGAGGUCGGUUUUCCGCCAAAGGCCUUCCGGUCUACGCUGCGCACCGCCCUGCUGAGAGUGUGA
Messenger RNA from Symbiodinium sp. CCMP2592, 2565 nucleotides. Lineage: Eukaryota; Dinophyceae; Suessiales; Symbiodiniaceae. The record is from the annotation of a GenBank genome assembly.